Messenger RNA from Habropoda laboriosa, 2880 nucleotides. RefSeq names its product eukaryotic translation initiation factor 5 (gene eIF5). NCBI's taxonomy places the organism in Eukaryota, Metazoa, Arthropoda, Insecta, Hymenoptera, Apidae. Gene Ontology annotation, cellular component: cytosol. The record is from RefSeq and is a predicted model, not a curated record. Gene Ontology annotation, molecular function: GDP-dissociation inhibitor activity; translation initiation factor activity; eukaryotic initiation factor eIF2 binding. Bases 1464 to 2846 code for a protein of 460 amino acids. Gene Ontology annotation, biological process: translational initiation; formation of translation preinitiation complex; formation of cytoplasmic translation initiation complex. The transcript has 6 exons.
GCGAGUCACCGUUUACGGCCCUGGUCUCGAAGAGCGUUUGCAGUUGUAUUCAGGCAGUAGUCGUCUCAGAAGCCGGAACGUUUCGUGUGCACGUCGCAGGCGAAAAAGUUACGCACCAACACGUAGAGCAACCAAGAAGAAUAAUCCAGCAAACAUAUAAUCGUUCGACGACAGGAAUCUAUUACUUGUCAUCGAGCAGGGAAAAAGAUCAGCAAGCAAGCAGAAGCAUCGGCACGGUGUCACGUCGACACGACUGACCGUUUCGACGACCGACUUUCGUAGGCGACAUCGUAGAAAGACGUAAAACGAGACACUGGGGUGCACCCGACAGGGCGAUCCAUCUGUCUCGAUACAUCUACGAGAACAACCGUUCAAUUUUCACGCUAGAAGGCGGCCGUCCAGCAGGGCGAUACCAUUUUAUAUGACUUUUCUUCGACGUCAAGUUCUUCCACGAUCCAGAACCGUGAGAGAAUCGUGGUAAACAGAGGUUCCUGUUAUACGUACACACGCGAAGAAAGAGAGAAAAGAAAAUAGAAGGGGCGCGACCGUUUUUCGGGGGCCAGAGAUCACAGCUCUUCCUCGAUCUUAAACUCUCAGCGAGAGGAAGCGAGAGGCGAGAGGAACGAACGUAGGGAAGACGACCAACACACCAACCAAGCAGCUGCAGCCACGGUCGCAAAUCACGACUUAUGCGUCUGUACCGAGCAGAAACAUCCAGGAUAUCAUCCAGAGGGAAAGGAUCGGUGUACAGCAAAGGCGGCGGUAGUAGGACAUUGUCCAAGCGAUUUCUAAACGGCAACAUCAUCACCUUCGGUCGGUCGAAUCGUUCGUUACGAGCCAUCUGUGAGUUAACCACACCAACCUGGUACCCAGGCUUUCUUAGGGGCACAAGCGACGGACAGGCAGCGUGUAUGAUCAUUGAAGACUAUCCCCCUCUGCCCACCAAACCGAGGCAAUAUCUGCAUCAAGAUACCACCCAACGAUUUCUGAACCAUCUGGUCCUGCCUAAGCACAGGACCUCAAAAUUUUCCAGUAAUAGGCAUCGAAAGCUACAGCCGUUCAGAGAAACGUGACUGGCGUCCGCGGGUAGUGCGGCACACGUAACCGCAGACAACGAAAAUCACCCUGACUCGACACGUAACGAGCUACCAUCGGGUAGCCAUUGCCUGGCAACGUCGCUGCACAGCAAUCAAACUGCCGCUGGAAAACGUGGAAAGUAGAUCCAGAAGGACGAGGACGAAAACGUUACCUACUUGAACAUCCGAGAGGAAAAGGGCCGGGAGAUCCAGACAGAAAAAAGAGAGGCAAUAGCGAUCAGGAAGAAGCUUUGGGCAGCUUCGAAACAGUUCGACUCUCGUGUCACUGAUUCAAUAACGCGUUCACAACGACGUCUCGUCAGAGAUUGCUGUUGUCGCACGGUAGGGAUAUUAAGUUAGCGAGAAACAAAAGGCGGAAACAUCAUCAUGGGGAGCGUCAACGUAAAUCGUAACGUCAGCGAUGCAUUUUAUCGCUAUAAAAUGCCGCGGAUCCAAGCCAAGGUAGAAGGAAAGGGGAAUGGUAUUAAAACCGUGAUCGUAAACAUGGUCGACGUUGCAAAAGCUAUUGGCAGACCCGCUACCUACCCCACCAAAUACUUUGGCUGUGAGCUAGGAGCACAGACCCAAUUUGAUUUCAAAAACGAAAGAUUCAUAGUGAAUGGUUCUCACGAUGCCACCAAAUUACAGGAUCUCCUUGACGGAUUCAUUCGUAAAUACGUGCUCUGCCCGGCCUGCGAUAACCCUGAAACAGAGCUGAUGGUCAGCUCGAAGAAAGGGACGAUCUCACAGGGGUGCAAAGCAUGCGGUUAUCACGGUCUACUUGAAAGUAAUCAUAAAUUGAAUACCUACAUCCUGAAGAAUCCACCGAGCUUGAAUCCUGCGGUUCAAGGCAGCUCAUUAACUGAGGGGAAACGCGGGAAACGCUCGAAACGCGCAAACGGCGAGACCAAUACUAGCACCACCAAUGCCACCAACACCACCAUCGCGACAACAAAUGGUGAUCGAUCUGGUUCUCCGGAGAAUGAUAUUAGCACCACGGACAUCGUGGUCGAGGCUCCUGAGAAAGUGGCCGACGAGAGCGGAGACUAUGAUAAUUGGGCAGUGGACGUGUCAGAGGAGGCGGUCAGAGCCCGUCUACAGGAUCUAACAGACGGGGCGAAGGGAAUGACCAUCACCGAUGAUCUCGAUAAGACUGAGAAGGAAAGGAUGGAUAUGUUUUAUAAGUUAGUCAAAUGUCGUCGCGACGCUGGGCAAUUGGAUAACCACAAGGAGCUGGUUGCAGAGGCUGAACGUCUGGAGAUCAAGACGAAGGCGCCGUUGAUCUUGGCCGAACUGCUCUUCGAUCAGAACAUCGCUGCUCAGGCCAAAAAGUAUCGAGUGCUUCUCCUUCGUUUCACCCAUGAUGAUAUCAAGGCGCAGAAAUACCUUAUUAGAGGUAUUGAACAAGUGAUAGCUCUUCAUAAAGACGCUUUAAUGCCAAAAGUGCCUGGUAUUUUAAAGCUCUUUUAUGAUGCUGAUAUCCUGGAAGAAAAAGCUUUGUUCGAGUGGUCGAGCAAAGUGACCAAAAGAUACGUAUCAAAAGAUUUGUCCCAAGAAAUUCAUGAUAAAGCUGCACCGUUUAUAAUCUGGCUGAAAGAAGCAGAGGAAGAAGAUUCUGAAUCUGAAGAAGAAGAUGACGAUUUGGAGAUUGAAUACGAUGAUAGAGCCAAACAAUCGCUAAAACCACAACAGCCACUGCCUGUGCAGAAACCUGCAGUAGUAAACGAAGACUCGGAUGAUGAAGAUGAUUUUGAUAUCGAUGCCAUUUAAAGACGAAUGACGAUGCUCAGUAGUCGGACAUGAA